CCAAGUGGUAAGAAGUUCAGAAGCAAGCCUCAGUUGGCAAGAUACCUGGGAAACACUGUUGAUCUCAGCAGUUUUGACUUCAGAACGGGAAAGAUGAUGCCCAGUAAAUUGCAGAAGAACAAACAGAGACUAAGGAAUGAUUCUCUCAAUCAAAAUAAGGGAAAACCAGACUUAAAUACAACUUUACCGAUCAGACAAACUGCAUCAAUUUUCAAGCAACCUGUCACCAAAGUUACCAAUCAUCCUAGUAACAAAGUACGAUCUGAUCCACAGCGAGUGACAGAGCAGCCACGACAGCUUUUCUGGGAGAAGAGGCUACAAGGCCUCAGCGCAUCGGAUGUCAGUGAACAAAUAAUAAAAUCCAUGGAGCUACCUAAAGGUCUUCAAGGAGUUGGCCCAGGUAACAAUGAUGAUACCCUGUUAUCAGCUGUUGCUAGUGCUUUGCACACCAGUUCUGCACCUAUCACGGGGCAGCUCUCUGCAGCUGUUGAGAAGAACCCAGCUGUCUGGCUUAAUACAUCUCAACCCCUCUGCAAAGCUUUCAUAGUCACAGAUGAUGACAUUAGAAAACAAGAAGAGCGGGUGCAACAAGUGCGUAAAAAACUGGAGGAAGCACUAAUGGCAGACAUUUUGUCACGAGCGGCUGACACAACAAAAGAUAUAGAUGUAGAAAUGGAUAAUGGAGAUGAAGCAUAA
Molecule: messenger RNA, 696 nt
Organism: Phaethon lepturus (White-tailed tropicbird)
Lineage: Eukaryota; Metazoa; Chordata; Aves; Phaethontiformes; Phaethontidae
Product: methyl-CpG-binding domain protein 2
Exons: 5
Coding region: 94-696 (200 amino acids)
Source: RefSeq, a predicted model, not a curated record